This is a messenger RNA of Ixodes scapularis (black-legged tick), 2903 nucleotides long. Its product is annotated as protein GPR108. Gene Ontology annotation, cellular component: membrane; Golgi apparatus. Lineage: Eukaryota; Metazoa; Arthropoda; Arachnida; Ixodida; Ixodidae. The coding region runs from base 32 to 2707 and encodes 891 amino acids. The transcript has 21 exons. The record is from RefSeq and is a predicted model, not a curated record. Gene Ontology annotation, molecular function: transmembrane transporter activity. Gene Ontology annotation, biological process: transmembrane transport.
UCUGGCAACCACAGUUCACGAGAGUGCCAAGAUGGUGGUCCGCGUCAACUCGGCACUUUCUCUGGUGUUUUUCCUGCUCAUCCUGUUUCCUCCGCACGAUGCGAGAAAUCACCGGCUGUCCCUUAAGGGAGAGCAGCGGCGGUACUUCAGCGUCACGACAUUUGGCUUCUUCGUCGGCGGGAGCCUAAACGUCGAGGUGGAGAAGCUGUCCUUCUCGCCCAGCUCCAACAAGGUUGGCUUCAGCCUGACGAGGACGCCGACGGACAGCGUGAACCCUUAUCCCGAUGGCCGAAUAGACGGGUGUCCUCUGGACGAAGUCAAGGAGGACAUGUACGUCUUGACUCUGACGCUGGAGACGACGGGAGGCAGCGAGCGGCUGAAGGUGAGGUGCAACCGCAACUUCAGCGACCUGAUGGUGAGGCACCAGGAGAACUGGAAGCCCCAGCCCCGCUCCAUCAGGCAGACCAACGUGGGACAGCUGUACCGGGCACGCAGGGACACCCAGCAGGCACAAGGCGCAGACGCCGCAACACGAGACGGCAGCAAAGACUUCGUGCCGCAGGCCGACGUGGUGCAUCAAGCCGACGCCUCAAGCACGGUGCAGAAAGCUGCAGCGACGGCCGAAACCGCAACCCAGGUCCCACCAAAGAAGCAGUCCUCGGGCCGGUGCGACAACGUCUCGCUCCCACUUCGCAGGGACAUUGUGGACGGUGUGACGGUGUACAGCUUUCAGUUCGAGGUCAACGUGGACAAGGAGGCCUACGAGGGACUCUAUAGCCUCUACUUCCACAACUGCUACCCGAGUCCUGUGGGCUUCACCAACAGCUCGGCCAACCUUUCGGUGGUGAUCUCUGAGAGGAACGAGGGCAGCUACCUGUCGGCGGGAGAAAUCCCGCUGCCCCAGGUCUACUUCCUCAUGUCGGUCGUCUUCUUCGUGGUCGGCUGCUACUGGAUAUACGUGCUGCGCCAGAGGAGGCAAGAGGCCUACAAGAUCCACUUCUUGAUGGGCCUGCUUGUCUUCGUCAAGUCGUGUUCCCUCUUGCUUCACGGGAUCAACUACCACUUCAUCUCGAAGGACGGCUCCCCCAUCGAAGCGUGGGCCGUGCUCUUCUACAUCACGCAUCUGCUGAAGGGAGCCCUGCUGUUCAUCACGAUCGUCCUGAUUGGAACGGGCUGGGCCUUCAUCAAGCACAUCCUGAGUGACAAGGACAAGAAGAUCUUUAUGAUCGUCAUCCCGCUCCAGCUGCUGGCCAACGUGGCCCAGAUCAUCAUGGAGGAGAGUGAGGAAGGGGAAUCCCAGCACACCACCUGGAGGGAGGUCUUCAUCCUGGUGGACCUGCUCUGCUGCGGGGCCAUCCUCUUCCCCGUCGUCUGGUCCAUCCGACACCUGCAGGAGGCCUCCCAGACAGACGGAAAGGCGGCCAUCAACCUGGAGAAGCUCAAGCUCUUCAGGCACUUCUAUGUCAUGUGGGAUCUGGUGUGCAGCAACGACUGGCAGCGCUCCUUGAUGCAGAGCGUCGUCUUCCUCGGCUCCCUCGUGGGAGCACUAAUCAUAGGAAGGCUAUCGGACAGGUUCGGGCGACGCUUCAUGUUCUUCACGGCGACCUUCGUGUACAUCGGGUUCGGCUGCGCGGCGGCAGCGUCUCCUUCAGCAUCCUGGUACAACAGCCUGCGGUUCUUCGCGUCCGUCUGCAUCGCCGGCAUUCAGACGACCGCCGCAGCUCUAUUCACGGAGAUUGUGGAGCCUCGACACCGUAUGCUGCUCAACGUGGGUUUCUCGCUGGGCUUCACGCUGCCGACGCUUCUGCUGCCCGGAGUCGCCUACCUGCUGCACAACUGGAAAUUACUCCAACUCGUCGCGGGACUCAGCGGGUUCAUCCUUGUGCCCUUCAUUUUCGUCGUCCAGGAGUCUCCGCGAUGGUUGGUCGCCACCCGGCGAGAAAAGCAGGCUCAGAAGGCCAUCGAGAAAAUUCUUCGCUUCAACGGGAGACCCGUCCCGGACAUGAGGUCUACCAUGAGCAUGCUGGCAGAGAAGUCAGAAAAGGACGUCCAGCUGACUUCCCAUGGUCCUGCAGAGAUCCUGAGACACAAGAGGCUCCUCAGGAAUGCCAUAUGUUUGUUCAUUAUUUGGUUCUGCGACAACUUCUUCAUGUAUGCGACCACCUUGUCGUCGGUGGACCUGGGAGGCAGCGCCUUCGUGAACUUCGCCCUGUCGGCCGCUGCCGAGAUCCCUGCUGGACUGCUCAGUUUUCCAGUGGUGCGCUAUUGCCGACGCAAGAGGGCGCAAGCAGCAAUGCUCCUCCUGGCCGGCAUCGCUGCCAUCCUGACUUCUGUGUUGCCUUUGGACCGCCUGUGGAUGCGCCUCGGCUUGAACAUGACGUGUCGGUUCAUCCUGGUGAUCUCAGCGGCCGUCAAGUGGGUCUACAGCAUGGAAGUGUUUCCCACAGCCGUCAGAGGAUUCGGCUUCUCUGCCUGCUUCACCGUGGGGCGCAUCGGAGGCAUGCUGGCACCCUUCACGAGGGACUUGGGCAUACACACGCACUUCAGCGUUCCAACGCUGGUCAUGGGAGCUGCUGGAGUGACCGGAGCAACUGCCGCCUGUUUCCUUCCGGAGACGCUCGGAGCAGACCUGCCAGAUACGUUCGAAGAGGCCGACAAGCUCGGCUCCAAGAUGCACGAAAUCGAGCUCCAAGAAAGCACCAAAUGAUUGUGUGGCGUCGUGAGGUAAAUAAAGACAACUUUAAAUACUGUGGUUGGUCGGGACCACGGCGAAGAGGAAGACGGGGACUACGCAGGGCAGAGAUUGACGACGAACUCGAAAACAAAGGACGGUUACGGAACGAGAAAGGGCAAUACGCUGCCUUCAGAUCAUCACUGCGAGAUAGUAAACCUCUUGUAUAUUA